UGCAAAGGUGGGUCUGUACUUUCAAUUCCUCCUGCGAACGAUCCUGAGGGAUUUAUCUGGUUUAUUUCAGCAGAGUGACUGGAUUGCUGUGGAAACAUGCCUUUCUAAAGGCAAUUUUCUUUUAUUAUUGCUAAGCGAGUAUUUUAGAACUAUACGUAUAUAUUAUACUCUUCUCAAGAUGAAGAAAUCAAGCACGUUGAAUAAGCUUUUUGGAAAGAAAAAUUCAAAUAAUAAUAAUUCUCUGUAUGCUGACAACCCACCGUGGAUUUUGACGCAGGGAGCCAAGAAAGGUUCUGAUCCUUACUCAGAUGCUGUGGUGAACUCGUUUUCUUUUCUGGAUGACUCUGGAACUGCAACUUUGAAAUCUAGACCUGGACCCAGGGCCAGACCUGUGCUUCAGUUCUCAACUAGUAACACAGAGACACAGGGAUUGGCAGUGCCAACACCAUCCAUUCCAGCUAAUUUUCCUGACAAUGGGUACCAAGGUAAUGGGUCAAAAUUAAAUGGAAACUACCGAAUGUGCAGCUCAGUUGGAGAUUUGAGACAAAUGAACUACUAUGAAGACAACCUUGACGAAGAAAUCCCUGCACCACCAUCUGUGCCACCACCUCCUCCACCAACCAUGCCACCACCUCCUCCCCCUAUUCUACCUCCACCUAACGAGAGUCCACCACCAUCUACAAUAUCCUCUCCAGCUUCUCCAAGCCCACCUGACUUUAUACCACCAACACCAAAUUAUUCUACGCCUGUGGUACAAAAUUCUGUUGCUCCUGUUCCCCCUAAUAUUAUGUCAGUUGGUGAACAACACCAGCAAAUGCAAAAUGCCACCAAGUGGAAAUCUGAAACUCGUCUCAAUUCAUUACCAACAGAUGGACCUGUGGGUUUGCCUAAUCGUUUUUCCUUAAAUCCGAAUAUAUUGUAUAAACCUGGGCAGACAAACCAUUACGCAGAACCUCAUUCUACAUUGCCACGGUCCUUCAAAAUUCCUCCUCCUGCCCCAACUAGGAUCUCUUCUAUGCAAACAAUGUUCCAGCAAAGUGAUAAUACAAAUAUCAAUAAUGCAAACGAACCUCCAAGCUCCCCAGUUCCCUCAAGUUUUAACCCUAAUGUCCAAGCAAAACUCUUCACCAUCGCACAAGGACAAAAAUCUUUAAAUGAUACAUUAAACAAGAGAAAAUCCAUGCUAAUAAUGGAAGAUCCACACUCUGCAAUUCAGAGCAUAGAUCAAAUAAUUGAAAAGGCUGCUAAUAAGGAGUCAACUGAAGUUGAACAAAAGUAUAAUUCCAUUGUAAUUAACCAAAAAGCAUUAAAUCCGUCGCCAAUGGUUUCAGUUAAAAAUCAGACUAAUGCAGAAUCUAAACAUCCUCAGAGCAGUACAGAGUUUAAUAAAAUCACACAUGAGGUGGUCAAUGACUCAGAAUAUCUGUCUGAAGCCCCACCCACACCACCACCACCACCUACAUCCCCUCCACCUCCACCACCAUCUAUGGCUCCGCCAUGUCCACCAUUUGUGCCUCCACCACCUGUCUCAAGAGCACCAACAAUACCAUCUACAGGUUCACCUGCUCUAUCUCCAAUACCACCAGCAUUGAAUCCUCCAGUGGCUCCACCUGCUCCUACAUGUAUCCCUCCCUUGCCUACUAUUUCUCAAAAGUCUCCUUCACUGUCUAAAAAAAGUGGGAUAAUCACUCCUGCACCACCAUUAAUGGUUCCCCCACCUCCACCACCAAAGGCACCCCCAGCACCUCCACCAUUACCACCACCUGCAACUCCAUCUAACCAAUCCUCACAGCAACCUUUACUCAAGGCACUGCAGGCAAGAGAGGAAAGUCUCAAACAGAUUCAGAGAAAUAAUAAAAUUGAGAUUAAACCUGCUGAACCACCUUUGAACUUGAAGAACAACGAUGAUGAUCAGAAAAAUAGAGUUGGUAAAAUCAAGGAAGAGCUGGAAGCCCUCUUGUCAUCACCAAAGAAAGAUGACAAGAAAAUGUUCAACCUCAAUAAUUCACGACCAGGAAUAGAAGGAAAUAAGAAGCAUCUUAAUGUCAAGGGUGGAGAAAAUACAUUGGUUAACUCUUUAAUGUUGAAAGUCCCUCUCUUACCUGCCAAACCUGAGAAAGAGGAUACUGAUACAGACAACUCUGAGUGGCUUCCUAAAAGUAACAAUAAGGAUAUUCAAAUUCCUGAGCCAGACUAUUUUCCACUCAGAAAUACAAAAGACUCUGUUCCUAAAACACCUCCUAUAGAAGUGAAAAAUCCCUCAGUAUUCCCACCUCCAGUGCAGGUACCACCUUCACCACCAAAAGCAACAAAUAUAUCAAAUAUUGGAAAUAAUCCAGUAACCUCAUACAAGGCACAUCAUCAAAGGAAAGCAUCAGCAGGUAGCUGGACAUUUGAUACAGAGUCAUCAAAAUCUGAUACAGGGCCAAGUGUAGAGAAAGAUAAUGUCUCUGAAUCUGAAGAAAUCCCAUCACCGAAACAAACAUCCACACAAUCUCCAACUUCUCCACGUGACAGUGUACAUGAACAUCCUAGUACUGGAGAAAAAAUUGAUGCUGGAUCACCAAUGGCAUUGCUCUUGGCAGCAAAGAAGCGUGCCCAAAAUGGACCACGAGCUCGAUCUACAGACCGUAGUAGUUUGCCUAAAGUUUCUGUUACAAAUGGAUUUGUUACCAGUUCAUUCACCUCUCAGCACAGAGAUGGGAAUACAAACACUUUUGUUGUUGUGCCCAAUCAAGAGACUAGACGACAGGUUUCUCAAGAAGGUAGUUUGGUGUCUCUAAGUGACCCUUCAACUGGAGCUAAUCGUAUGAGCAGUGAUACAGAAAGCUCUCAGAAUAAAUCAAGCUGGAGAAACUUUGAAUUUCAAACCUCAAAUGUAGGUGGUGCACCUCCGUUCAGAGAGAAUGAAGUCUUCAGAGGUCAAAGGACACAAUAUGACAGAGUUAUGGAUAUUUCUGUAAAUCCAGACAUACUGACGAAAAGUGAUGACUAUCGGAGUUACAAAUCAGAACUCCAGCAUAGUCAAAUUCAGUCUACAAUUGAUUCUCCAGUUUCUAACAACAUGUUGCACCAGAAUGACUUACUCCACUUUAAUAUUUCCUCUUUUCCAUCCCCCACUCCAGCCCCAAAACCCAUUGAAGACCUGGAGUUUAAAAUUAUUCCACCUCCUGCAGAAUUCAUGAACAGUCCAGAGCCAAGUAUGAAUGAUCUUGGUAAGCAAAACAGAACAUCGAUUUAUAGUGAUGGUAUGAAGUCUGAUUUUGGCAUGCCAAUCAAUGACUUCAAUUCUAGAACAAAUAAUUCCUUGGCAUCACAAACAACUGAAAGCACCAGGGAUUACAAUAGAUACACUAGUACUGAUUACAAUACUGGAGUCACCAGAGAUUCACAUAAAAGCUCUCUCAUUAAGAAACGAUUGUAUAUGCCUGAGCCAGAAGCCCCUAGAAAUUAUGUAAGAUCUUCUUUAGGUUUGUCCAUGCCUUACAGUCAAAUGCAAAUUCAGUCUAAUUCCACUAUGGCUGCAGACCCACGUCGUUCCACUGCUCCUACAUCAAGAUACCUCGCGCAGGGAAGGAGAGUGUCCUCUGAAAAUCUAAAUAGAAUGGCACCUGUGAAUGACCUGAAAUACAAACCUUCAAAUCCAGAAUAUCCUGUCAACAAAGCCGCAACCAGUAGGCCACAGAGCAGCUAUCAAGGAAUGACCUUCACAGUCCGACCAGGCACAAGGCAGCCUAUCACCAAUUCAUAUCAAGGAGGCUACCUCUGAAGUUCCAGUCAACAUCUGCCUAUACAGAUCUUCUGAUGUUAUGUAAAGGUAGACAAAAGGUUUCCAGAUCAAAGUCAUCUCUGUACUUACUCAAACGUUGUGUAAAAAUGAAAUU
Molecule: messenger RNA, 3884 nt
Organism: Pelobates fuscus (common spadefoot toad)
Lineage: Eukaryota; Metazoa; Chordata; Amphibia; Anura; Pelobatidae
Exons: 5
Coding region: 179-3769 (1196 amino acids)
Source: RefSeq, a predicted model, not a curated record